Magnolia sinica is the source of this 2340-nucleotide messenger RNA. Its product is annotated as cellulose synthase-like protein H1. Bases 16 to 2253 code for a protein of 745 amino acids. The record is from RefSeq and is a predicted model, not a curated record. The transcript has 9 exons. Gene Ontology annotation, molecular function: cellulose synthase (UDP-forming) activity; mannan synthase activity. Gene Ontology annotation, biological process: cellulose biosynthetic process; plant-type primary cell wall biogenesis. Lineage: Eukaryota; Viridiplantae; Streptophyta; Magnoliopsida; Magnoliales; Magnoliaceae. Gene Ontology annotation, cellular component: plasma membrane; trans-Golgi network.
CUUCGCCUUCCAUCAAUGGCCAACCUUAUCUCUCUCCCUCUCCAUGAGAAGGUUCCUCGUAGGAACACUCUAUCAAGAGCACUAAGACUGCUCAUCCUCUUCCUUCUCCUCUCUCUCCUCAUUUACCGGGUCCAGCACCUCGGAAGCCAUGGACCCAUUUGGCUCAUCGCCUUCCUUUGUGAGUCAUGGUUCACCUUCAUUUGGGUCUUGAACACAAACACUAGAUGGAACCUGGUUGAUCAGAAAACGUAUCCGGAUCGUCUUUUAGAGAGGUUACAAGAGCUUCCUCUGGUAGACAUGUUUGUGACUACAGCGGACCCCUUGCUGGAACCGCCGAUCGUGACUGUAAACACGGUUCUCUCAUUGUUGGCCAUCGACUACCCGUCUCACAAGCUCGCUUGCUAUGUGUCGGACGAUGGGGCAUCACCGAUCACUUUCUAUUCUUUGAUUGAAGCUUUUGAGUUUGCCAAGCUGUGGGUUCCCUUCUGCAAGAAAUACGGUGUUCGAGUUCGAGCUCCUUUUAUGUAUUUCUCGACUGAACCUGAAGUGCCAUCGGGGUAUUCUUCAGAUGAUUUUGUUCGCCAAUGGAAAGAGAUGAAGGUCCAAUAUGAAGAACUUGACCGGAAAAUUAAAGAGGCUGUCCAAAAAUCGUCUGUGCCUGAUCAUUUGAUGGACCAUUUUGAAGAUUUCUCGAAUAUUAAUCAUCAAAACCAUCGAAGCAUAGUUAAGGUGAUAUGGGAGAAAAAGGAAAAGAUUCCAAAUGGGAUUCCUCAUCUUGUGUAUGUGGCCAGAGAGAAGAGGCCAAAACAACCCCAUCACUACAAAGCUGGAGCUAUGAACGUUUUGACAAGGGUCUCGGGAGUGAUGACGAAUGCUCCAUUCAUGUUGAAUGUGGACUGCGACAUGUUUGUAAACAAUCCACAGGUUGUCCUUCAUGCAAUGUGUUUCUUUAUGGGCAACGGUAAAGAAAUAGAAAACGGGUUCGUGCAAUUUCCACAGAUGUUCUACGGCGGCCUCAAAGACGACCCAUUUGGAAAUCAUGUAAUUGUCCUACAAGAAUAUGUACAGCACGGGACAGCGGGAAUUCAAGGGCCCUUGUAUGGAGGAACAGGAUGCUUCCACAGAAGAAAAGUUAUAUAUGGGCAGCUCCCUGAUUGUAAAGGGACUAAACUCUCCAUUUUCAAUUCAAUCAAUGGAUUUGGCGACUCAACAGAAUUCUCAAAAUCAGUUGUUCCAAUAAUGUCCGGAAAAUAUGAAGAAUCAUCCAGUCCGUCCGAUUUCUCAGCAACUCUUGAGGCAGCCAAGGAGGUUGCAGAUUGUCAGUACGAGUUCAACACUCGCUGGGGUAAAGAGGUCGGUUGGGUGUACGGUUCCGCUACUGAGGACGUUCUCACAGGGCUGAAGAUCCACUCUAUGGGCUGGCGUUCGGUCUACUGUACGCCGGAGCAGCCAGCAUUUCUUGGGUGCGCACCCAUGGGUGGGCCCGCUACACUGUCACAGAUGAAAAGGUGGGUCACGGGCCUUCUUGAAAUCCUGGUUGGAGAACACAACCCCUUGCUAGCCACCCUCAUCACCAGUCUCAGCUUCCGACAGUCCCUGGCGUACCUUACCAUCAUCGUGUGGGCUCCGCAGUCCAUUCCAGAGCUGUGCUACGCUGCGCUGCCGGCCUUUUGUCUCCUCACCAAUACGUCCUUCUUGCCUAAGGCAUCAGAUCCAUGGAUGAUCGUCUCCGCUACUCUUUUCAUCUUGCCCAACCUCUACAGUCUGAUGGAGUACUUUCAAUGCGGGCAAUCCAUCCGUGCAUGGUGGAACAAUCAAAGAAUGUCGAGGAUAACAGCGUCAACUUCGUGUUUGUUCGGAAUCUUGGAUGUCAUACUGAAACUUCUCGGCGUAUCAGAGACUAUCUUCCAAAUUACACGUAAAGAUCAAAGUGCAACUGAUAAUGGGACUGAUGUGGAUGCUGGACGAUUCACCUUCGACUCUUCACCCAUCUUCGUGCCAGCUACGGUCAUUGUGUUAGUGCAUAUGACUGCACUUGUGGUGGGGCUGUUAGGGGUGUGGCUACCGGUCUUUGGUGGGCCACCUGGGCUGGGGGAGAUAGUGUGUAGUACAUGGGUGGUGCUGAGCUUCUUUCCCUUUGUGAAAGGGCUCUUUGGUAAAGGAAGUUAUGGGAUCCCCUGGUCCACCUUGUGCAAAUCUGCAGCAUUGGCUUUCUUCUUCUUGAACUUCUGUACUAGAUUUAGAUCCUUUUAGUUAAAGACGUUCCUCUACAAUUUGCAAAACAAGUGAUUCACCUGUGCGUGGAAAGUUAUUCAUCUGCUAUUCACCUGUUCAUCUGUU